CUCUAGGGUUUUGGGACUGGCUUGCUUGAAGAAUGCUUCACGAGCUCCUGCUAGCGCUGGUCGGAUGCACUGGCGAUGUGUUCAUCGAUGCUGACGAGGAGGAUCGGCGCCUUGGAUUCAAGGACGGUAGCAGGCACUACGCACAGGAUGAUCCUGACGGGGCGAGCAGCGAUGAAUGUACGUUCCGGAUUGCGCCGGAUCUUCAGUUCUUGCGGCCGUCUGAGAGGGAAAUUCUCGAGCGGCUGCUACGGCUGGGGUUUUACUACCGGGAGCUGGAUCGCUUCGCGUUGAAGUCGCGAAAUCUUAGCUGGAUUGGAGCUCUCCAGGAUUCCAAGGCUGUCGUCCAGCAGCACAGCGUCUACCAGAGAGCAGUGGCGAAUGGAGUGACCGAGGUUCUUGCCAAGUAUCGAUCGGCAGUUCUUACGCUGGAGAAAAAUAUUCUGGCUGAUCCAUUGCCGGUUUUGGCCAUCGUCACGCAGUGCCUCAAGCAAUUUGAUUUGUUGUUGCCUCCACUACAUGCUUUGGUCCGAGAGGUGGAAUCAAAGAAGCUACGGGGUGGAAAGCUCUUAAAUUUUUUGCAUGAAAGGUCUCACUGCGGCAUCCCAGAACUCCAGACCUGGAUCCAAAGAUUACUAUGGCAAGCACACCAGGUUAUGUAUCGCCAGCUUUCGGGGUGGAUGGUAUAUGGCCUUCUACAGGAUCAAAAUCAAGAGUUUUUUAUAAGCAGGACUCAAGACGAGCAGGCGAAAGCGGACAUAGAUGCGUCCGAGCCACCAGCAAAUAAAUCCAAGUCUGGGCGUGGCACUGAAGAUGCCAAUAUGAUCGACUGGCACACCGGAUAUUGUGUUCGACUGGACAUGCUACCAGAUUACAUCCAAUUACCGGUAGCGGAGUCUAUUUUAUUUGUCGGCAAAGCAGUGAGAGUUCUUCGUAAUCCAAGUGCUUCGUCGUCUUUGACGAAACAGUACUCAUUCAGUGGAGCGUACGAAGGACCUGAACUUCUACCUAAAGAAGAAGCUGAAAAGAUUGGCUCACUGCUUCGCGAACUUCAGGAAAGACCACUAUUCCACAAACUUUCUUUUGAACGUUCUAUUGAUUCUAUACGCACUAUCGCGGCCACACAUCUUUGGAAGCUUGUGGUAGUUCACGCGGAUUUGGUUGGCCAUUUGAAAGCCUUCAAAGACUAUUUUCUUCUUGCUAAGGGAGAUUUUUUCCAGUGUUUUCUGGAAGAGAGCCGAUCUUUGAUGAAGCUUCCUCCUAGGCCAUCGACGGCAGAGGCAGAUCUCAAAGCACCUUUUCAGCAGGCUGCAGUAAAGACAAUAGGCGACGAGGACAAGUACUUCUCGCGAGUUACCUUAAGGAUGCCACUGUUAGCAAACUCUGGACUCCCUCCUUCACAGAUGGAGGUGAAGCAAAGGUCCAGCAUCGAUGCACUGUCGGACAUUGCGGUUGGACCUUCUUAUGAUGGGUGGGAUGGCAUUGCGCUGGAAUAUAGCAUCGACUGGCCGCUGCAGCUUCUGUUCAAUCGAGAAGUUUUGGCCAAAUACAGCAAGGUGUUCCAGUAUCUACUUCGUUUGAAGCGGAUUCAGCUUGAGCUCGAGAAAUCUUGGGCAAAAGCCAUGCAGCGUGAUCGAAGGGAAUCCCGAGGCCGUCAGAAAAACCACAAGAAGGAUGAUCCCAAAGUUUCGGGUAUGCCUACUUGGAGGCUUCGACAACAUAUGGCCUAUUUGAUAACAAAUCUACAGUUCUACAUACAGGUGGAUGUCAUCGAGUCUCAAUGGAAUUUGCUGCAAGAGCGCGUUCAGGCAUCAAAAGAUUUUACAGAAUUGGCUCGAUUUCAUCAAGAGUACUUGUCAGCUUUAAUAUCUCAGUCUUUUCUAGAUAUUGGUUCAGUGUCUAGGAUACUGGAUAGCAUCAUCAAACUAUGCCUGCAGUUGUGCCGCAUCAUGGAACAUCAAGAUGCCACUUCGAGUUCUACAGCUGCUGAGCUGGAUCAAAUAACGGAGGAGUUCAACAAGAAGUCGAACUCGCUUUACACAAUUUUGCGAAGUAGUAAACUAGCAGGAAGCCAGCGAGCACCAUUCUUGAGGCAGUUUCUUCUACGUUUAAACUACAACUCUUUCUUUGAGUCGACUGCAAGAGGUGCUCUAAAUGUAAUUCGCCCUCGUCUUCCUUCUGCUUCUACCACUCUUCAUUGAGGCACUUUUAAAUUGGAUUACAAGUGAUUGUGGCGCCUGAAGAGCAGGCAACCAAACUUGAUAAAGGAACUAAUCUCGUUGAGGUCU
Selaginella moellendorffii is the source of this 2285-nucleotide messenger RNA. Its product is annotated as gamma-tubulin complex component 4. Gene Ontology annotation, molecular function: microtubule minus-end binding; gamma-tubulin binding. Bases 33 to 2198 code for a protein of 721 amino acids. Gene Ontology annotation, cellular component: gamma-tubulin complex; equatorial microtubule organizing center; centrosome. Lineage: Eukaryota; Viridiplantae; Streptophyta; Lycopodiopsida; Selaginellales; Selaginellaceae. The transcript has 16 exons. The record is from RefSeq and is a predicted model, not a curated record. Gene Ontology annotation, biological process: mitotic cell cycle; meiotic cell cycle; spindle assembly.